This is a messenger RNA of Melozone crissalis (California towhee), 1609 nucleotides long. It is a transcript of the gene RNFT2, whose product is annotated as ring finger protein, transmembrane 2. Gene Ontology annotation, molecular function: ubiquitin protein ligase activity. NCBI's taxonomy places the organism in Eukaryota, Metazoa, Chordata, Aves, Passeriformes, Passerellidae. The coding region runs from base 214 to 1560 and encodes 448 amino acids. The record is from RefSeq and is a predicted model, not a curated record. Gene Ontology annotation, biological process: positive regulation of ERAD pathway. The transcript is spliced from 9 exons.
GACUCCUGCCCAGCCUGGACACCUGUGUGCCCCCCUUUGCCAUCCAAAGCUGUCCCUUCAAGCGUGCUGAGAAACAAAUGGGAGCUGGAGGUGCUCUGUCACAGAAACCAAUGCUUGCUGCCAGCCAUGUCCCCAGCUGAGCGGGUCCCAGUGCCCUCUGCCCCCAGGGCCUGUGCCAGUAGCCACUCUGGGAUUUGCUGAGCCACAGGGUUCAUGUUGAGCGUGCUGUGUUUUAGGGUUUUGAGGAAAAUGCAGAGGCGGCACAGCAGCAACACGGACAGCGUGCCUCCUGAAAGGAGCCGGAGCCAGACGCUGAGCUCUGAGGCCAGCGUGGACGAGAGCGGAGUGUUCGAGAGCCUCAAGGCCGAGGCCGCGUCCCCUCAGCAGCUCUUCUCGGGGCUGGCCGGCCUGCCCGCCGCCUCCAUCGCCGCCGCGCCCUUCCCGGCCGGGCUGGUGCUGGGCUCGGCGGCCGGAGGGGGAGAAGUCUUCAUCCAGAUGCCGGCCCCGAGGGAUGAGGGUGCCGGCCGGGCUGAGGGGGCUCCGUUCCACCACCGGGCGCCGGCGCAUCCCUUCCAGCACGGGCACCACCGCGGCUCCUCGCUGCUGCACAUGGCGGGCGGCGAGCGGCACGGGCACGGCGAGGAGGGCGCCGAGGAACAGGCCGGGACGCCGGCCCCGGCUCUCUCCGAGCUCAAAGCUGUCGUUGGGUGGCUGCAGAAGGGGCUUCCCUUCAUCUUGAUCCUCCUGGCUAAAGUUUGUUUCCAGCACAAGCUUGGAAUUGCUGUGUGCAUUGGCAUGGCCAGCACCUUUGCCUACGCCAACUCCACGCUUCGAGAGCAGGUGGCUCUGAAGGAGAAGAGAUCAGUGCUGGUUGUCUUCUGGAUCCUGGCCUUCCUCACUGGAAACACCCUGUACUUGCUGUACACAUUCAGCUCCCAGCAGCUGUACAACAGCCUGAUAUUCCUGAAACCCAACCUGGACAGGCUGGACUUCUUUGACCUGAUGUGGAUUGUGGGCAUUGCAGACUUUGUGCUGAAGUACCUCACCAUUGCCCUGAAAUGCCUCGUGGUGGCCCUGCCCAAGAUCAUCCUCGCUGUCAAGUCCAAGGGAAAGUUUUAUCUGAUCAUUGAGGAGCUGAGCCAGCUGUUCCGCUCGCUGGUGCCCAUCCAGCUGUGGUACAAAUACAUCAUGGGGGAUGAUCCCUCCAGCAGCUACUUCCUGGGUGGCAUCCUCAUCAUCAUGUACAGCCUCUGCAAGUCUUUUGACAUCUGUGGCCGUGUGGGAAGUGUCAGGAAGGCACUGAAGGUCCUUUGCACCCCCCAGACCUAUGGGGUCCGUGCCACGAGCCAGCAGUGCAGUGAGGCAGGAGACAUCUGUGCCAUCUGCCAGGCAGAGUUCAGGGAACCUCUGAUCCUUCUGUGCCAGCACGUGUUCUGUGAGGAGUGCCUGUGCCUGUGGUUCGACCGGGAGAAGACGUGUCCCCUGUGCCGCUCGGUGACCGUGGAGACGCUGCGCUGCUGGAAGGAUGGCACCACCUCUGCCCACCUGCAGGUGUACUGACAGACAGACAGACAGCAGGGCAGCCCUGCCCUCCUGCAGGUGUACUGAC